Molecule: messenger RNA, 2229 nt
Organism: Oncorhynchus gorbuscha (pink salmon)
Lineage: Eukaryota; Metazoa; Chordata; Actinopteri; Salmoniformes; Salmonidae
Gene: stard3nl
Product: STARD3 N-terminal like
Exons: 10
Coding region: 478-1155 (225 amino acids)
Source: RefSeq, a predicted model, not a curated record
GGAAUCAAGUAUUUCCGCUGUAUUCGGUUGACAGUUUAGUCUUCCGCAUAAUAUGCCAAAGACAGCAGGGUGUAAGAAGAAAACGACAGGUAGCUAGCUAUACAAUUAAAGAUCUGUGCCUCGACACAAUCCUGCCUCGGAGCUCUACGGACGAUUCCAUCAACCUCGUGGCUUCGUUUUUGUUCUGACAUGCACUGUCAACUGUGGGACCUUAUAUAGACAGCUGAGGCAGGGAUGCAUCUGACAUCCAUCCGCAGUGAUCGUCACUGGAUGUGAUAAGUAGGCGGGCCUUCUUCUGACCAGUCAACGGGGCCAAUACCUGCAAGCAGCAGGUGUGGGCACACCUCUUGAGUGGUGGGCGUUGCCAAAGCUCCUCGGCCUUUACUGUCAUUGGCUGUGACUGGAGGAGCAACCAAGUACCUGACUGACGCUUCAUUAGUGGGUGGACCCAGUCCAGAGUGAAAGGCGUGGCCAGUUAUGGAGAGCAUAAGUGGUAGCAGCAUGGACUCGAGAAACACCCUUCGAGGCAUAAACACCACACCUGUCUUGGCCCGCAUAGAGUCUUAUGAGGCAAGCGAGAAGAAGUGCAUCUCCGAUGUCAGGAGGACAUUCUGCCUCUUUGUCACCUUCGACCUCCUCUUCAUCACCUUGCUCUGGAUCAUUGAGCUCAAUGUGAAUGGAGGAAUCGAGACGCGGCUCGAUAAGGAGGUCUUACACUAUGACUACCACGCCUCAUUCUUCGACAUAUUUCUCCUGGCUGUGUUACGGUUUGCAGCCCUAAUCUUGGCCUAUGCUGUUUGUAAACUGCGUCACUGGUGGGCCAUAGCGAUAACCACAGCAACCACAAGUGCUUUCCUGAUCGCAAAAGUCAUUUUAUCAAAGCUCCUUUCCCAGGGGGCCUUUGGGUACCUGCUGCCCAUCAUCUCUUUCAUCCUGGCCUGGAUAGAGACGUGGCUACUAGACUUUAAGGUUCUACCUCAGGAGGCUGACGAUGAGAACAGAUUUCUUUCUAUAAUGGACGCCCCUGAAAGGACCUCAUUUGUGCAACCAGGACCACUUUCAGAUGGGCAGUUCUACUCCCCACCCGAGUCUGUGGCAGACUCUGAUGAGGAGCUGUUGGAUGAUAAACAUGACCCGGAGAAGGCUCUUAUUUAGCAGUACCAGUGGUCAUCCUGGGAGGUGAAACCCAUUUGAAGAUUCACAACCUCUGCGUCUAAAGUUACUCAAGUGCUACCAGCAGCUGCCCCAUCUAACCACGGGGAAGACUUACGACCACUGCAUGUUCUGUAUUCCUCCAAUGAGAGCUCUGUAUUCCUCAGCCUAUCACCUUCUACACACCUGCUUCAUGUCCCGUCGCCUCUUCACUCAAGCUUCCAAAUAAUUAUUUUUAAGAACUGAGUGCAUAUUGUUUUUGUUGCCAGAUAUAAGUUCCUGAUGUGCUUAUUCUUGUAUUUCUUGCUGAUAUGGUUAGAAGCUUCAAAAUCAGUUCCUAAUUGAAGACUGAGAAGUCCGCAUGGGCAGUGUGUGCCAAUUUCAAGUGUGGCUGUUGAGCUCUAAGGAUGGCACUUGAAUAUAAAUCGAUUACGCAGGGAAAAAAUGUAUUGAUGUUGAGCAAAUGCCUUCGGACAGCUGUCAAGGGGGGGAAAUAUAGAUUACAUAACCAACACAGCUGUGCCUGCAUAUGUAACGACUUCAGUUGGUAAUCUAUAUAUGUCUGAAUGCAUGACUUUGGGAACUCAAUGACAAUGUUUUUUUGAUUUCUUCUUAUGACUACCCUCUCUUCAUCAUAGGAAAGGAAGAAAUUGUAUACAGCACAUGUUUUUAAUCACUGGAAGGUGUUGUACUGUUUGUUUUCUCAACUGACUAUUUGGAAGUAGAAGGGCAUUAGACCGGAAGCUUCUUAGUAAACUUUCCACUUGGCUUUGCAAAAUGUAUCAAUACACACAUUUAAAAAAAAUGGCAGAAUACAUUUCCCAUGAAUUCAUAUUAGAGUUCAACACGGGUAUCUUUUACACCACCUGGAAGUUUCAUACUUUUAAUCAAAAUAUCUGCAUGGUAUGUUUUCAAAGUGAACUGUCCCAAAGCUUUUUAUGCAGAAGCAGAUGUAACGGAUGUGAAAUGGCUAGCUUAGUUAGCGGUGUGCGCUAAAUAGCGCUUCAAUCGUUUUCGUCACUUGCUCUGAGACCUUGAGGUAGUAGUUCCCCUUGCUCUGCAAGGGCCGCGGCUUUU